This is a messenger RNA of Protobothrops mucrosquamatus (brown spotted pit viper), 628 nucleotides long. It is a transcript of the gene UBALD2, whose product is annotated as UBA like domain containing 2. The transcript is spliced from 3 exons. Gene Ontology annotation, molecular function: protein binding. The coding region runs from base 34 to 537 and encodes 167 amino acids. NCBI's taxonomy places the organism in Eukaryota, Metazoa, Chordata, Lepidosauria, Squamata, Viperidae. The record is from RefSeq and is a predicted model, not a curated record.
UCCCUUCCGUGUUGUGGUUUCGCUUCUCUCGCCAUGUCGGUGAAUAUGGAGGAACUUCGGCAUCAAGUCAUGAUUAACCAGUUCGUGCUGGCUGCGGGCUGUGCGGCGGAUCAAGCGAAGCAGCUACUGCAAGCUGCACAUUGGCAAUUUGAGACGGCUUUGAGUGCAUUUUUUCAAGAAACCAACAUUCCCAACACCCAUCACCAUCAUCAAAUGAUGUGUACACCCAGCAAUACUCCAGCCACGCCACCCAACUUCCCAGACGCUCUAGCAAUGUUUUCCAAGCUGCGGACUUCAGAGAAUCUCCAGAGCAGCAAUAGUCCCAUUACGUCCAUGGCAUGUUCUCCUCCAGGGAGCUUCAGCCCUUUCUGGGCCUCUUCGCCUCCCAACCACCAACCUGCCUGGAUCCCUCCUUCAUCACCCACCAGCCACAAUCUCCACCAUCAUCUUCAUCAUCAGCAGCCCAUGUGGCCUCCUGUGUCUCAGCCAGCACCCCCCCAGCAGAAAGCCAUGGCAGCAAUAGAUGGCCAGAGAUAAGACUUAACCUUUUUGAAAUGGGAAAGAAGAUGGGGCAAGGGGGGGGGAGAAGAGGAUAUGGCAAAUCUGAGGCACGGGAAAAUGGGAGGGG